CGUGCCAGUAUAUAAAUGCAGCUGUGCCGCUUUCUACGUGGUAUUCUUCUGACUUACGUUGACUCAGUAGUAGCUGACUGUAAGCUUCUUUCCCCAAAAUGCGAGAGUGCAUCUCCAUCCACGUUGGCCAGGCUGGAGUCCAGAUUGGCAAUGCCUGCUGGGAACUUUACUGCCUUGAACAUGGGAUCCAGCCUGAUGGUCAGAUGCCCAGUGACAAGACCAUUGGAGGAGGAGACGACUCUUUCAACACUUUCUUUAGUGAGACUGGAGCUGGGAAGCACGUCCCCAGAGCUGUAUUUGUGGACCUGGAGCCGUCUGUCAUUGAUGAGGUGCGCACUGGGACCUACCGCCAGCUGUUCCACCCUGAGCAGCUGAUCACUGGCAAGGAGGAUGCUGCCAACAACUACGCCCGUGGACACUACACCAUUGGCAAAGAGGUCAUUGACUUAGUGCUGGACAGGAUCCGCAAAUUGACUGACCAGUGCACUGGUCUUCAGGGCUUCCUGGUUUUUCACAGCUUUGGUGGCGGCACUGGCUCUGGUUUCACCUCCCUGCUGAUGGAGCGUCUCUCUGUAGACUACGGAAAGAAAUCCAAGCUGGAGUUCUCAAUCUACCCAGCUCCUCAGGUGUCUACUGCUGUAGUGGAACCCUACAACGCCAUCCUGACCACCCACACCACCCUGGAGCACUCGGACUGUGCCUUCAUGGUGGAUAACGAGGCCAUCUACGAUAUCUGUCGUCGAAACCUUGAUAUUGAGCGUCCUACCUAUACAAACUUGAACAGGCUGAUCAGUCAGAUUGUGUCUUCCAUCACUGCUUCCCUUCGGUUCGAUGGUGCUCUCAAUGUUGAUCUGACAGAGUUCCAGACCAACUUGGUGCCAUAUCCCCGUAUCCACUUCCCGCUGGCCACCUACGCCCCAGUCAUCUCUGCUGAGAAGGCUUACCACGAGCAGCUCUCGGUGGCUGAAAUUACAAAUGCCUGCUUUGAGCCAGCCAAUCAAAUGGUAAAAUGUGACCCUCGCCACGGCAAGUACAUGGCCUGCUGCCUCUUGUACCGUGGUGAUGUGGUGCCCAAAGAUGUAAAUGCUGCCAUUGCCGCCAUAAAGACCAAGCGCACCAUCCAGUUUGUGGACUGGUGUCCCACUGGUUUCAAGGUUGGUAUCAACUACCAGCCACCCACUGUGGUCCCUGGUGGAGACCUGGCCAAGGUCCAGAGGGCUGUGUGCAUGCUGAGCAACACCACAGCUAUUGCAGAGGCCUGGGCCCGUCUGGACCACAAGUUUGAUCUGAUGUAUGCUAAGCGUGCCUUUGUCCACUGGUAUGUAGGUGAAGGUAUGGAGGAGGGAGAGUUCUCAGAGGCCAGAGAAGACAUGGCUGCUCUGGAGAAGGAUUAUGAGGAGGUUGGCAUUGACUCUGUUGAGGGUGAAGGAGAGGAGGAAGGGGAAGAGUAUUGAUCAGAGUUGGAAAAUAUUUUUGUUCUAAACUCCAGUGUUGCAUUUCUUUGUCUUGGUUGCUCCUUCAAAAGCAAUUAAUUUCUGAUGGUUCUUGAUCGUUGCAGCAGCCAUCACCUCCUGCAUGCGCUUAAUUUUUAAUAAAUAUAAUGGUGUGUAGGAAUGACAGUCCAGGCCCUAUGUAAAUUUGGCAACAGGUAGAUGAUUGAGCUGUUCUUGAAGGCAGAAUUCAUGGUGUGGAUCAGUGGCAGCUUGUGGAAUAACCGCACAUGGUGUACAUACGUAGCAUUCACAUAGACUGAUCAAUUUACGCUUAUUCCCCCUUUGACAGUUUUCUGUUAGAAAUCAAUAUAUGGUUUUGUAACACUAUACAGUGAUAGAGCACUCACCAUGGCACAAGUUUUUUUUUUGUGCCUUUGUUCAGGAGUAGUAUGCUGUGUGAUCGGGCCAUAAGUCUGACACGCUUCAACAUUUUCAGGAGUGUUUAUGUCCAAGUUGUAUUGAUGCUAAAGUUUUUGGUGAGCUUCAUGGUCCUCUUUCAGAUGAGCAGAAAUACAGCAGUUUCUACACAGUGGAUCCACUGCCUCAAAUUCUUUAACAGAUAAAGUGCCAGAGAAGAAACUAUUCAAACCUUUAGAAAAUGUUAUUUGUUCAAAUGCAGCACAAUGUCAAAUAAAAUUCUGACUUGA
Molecule: messenger RNA, 2140 nt
Organism: Thalassophryne amazonica
Lineage: Eukaryota; Metazoa; Chordata; Actinopteri; Batrachoidiformes; Batrachoididae
Product: tubulin alpha-1B chain-like
Exons: 4
Coding region: 99-1454 (451 amino acids)
Biological process (GO): microtubule cytoskeleton organization; mitotic cell cycle
Cellular component (GO): cytoplasm; microtubule
Molecular function (GO): structural constituent of cytoskeleton; GTP binding
Source: RefSeq, a predicted model, not a curated record